Dermacentor silvarum is the source of this 525-nucleotide messenger RNA. RefSeq lists its product as uncharacterized. The record is from RefSeq and is a predicted model, not a curated record. Bases 14 to 391 code for a protein of 125 amino acids. NCBI's taxonomy places the organism in Eukaryota, Metazoa, Arthropoda, Arachnida, Ixodida, Ixodidae. The transcript is spliced from 5 exons.
UUCCCUCGCCGCCAUGCAGCUGGUUCUCGGAGCGCUUCGCCGCAGUCUUCGCGCAAUGUUCAUGACUUUCCCGACUAUCCAGAGACGAGAACCUUCCGGCGAGCCGCGCCUGCUACACGACGUCCAAGCACAAAGCCAAGUUCCGGACCAGGUUCGGAACGGACAUCAGAAAGCGGGUGUGAACCUCCGAAAGCGACCUGGCUGCGAAGCAGGAGUGUGUGGAGUUGGGUUCCCGAGCCGUUUUCCGUGUGAGUCCCGGCGCCCCCAGACGUCCUCGUAUCGCCAGCUGAAGCAGGGCAAAGCUUCACACGGACCAAAGAGCAGACUAGGACACAGGCAGCGCAGUACUCCAUUGGCCAGCGUCGGCUCAUCGACAUCAUGCUAUACCUAGGCAUGGGGUUUCUCGUCAGAAUGACACUGGACAAGAACAUGGAGGACUGUAAGAAUGUCGCCACACCUAUCACACGUCGGAGGAUAACUGCCAGUAAGGAGAGUCUUCCAUAGGUACAUCCUAUCCUUAGUCUG